AUGUCUUUGCCAAUUAGAAACGUGGCCGUCAUCGGCGCAACCGGGCUUUUGGGCUCAGAGAUAGCAUCGGCGCUGCAGAAGGCUGGCUUCAUAGUAACGGCAAUUCGACGCGCCGAGUCCACCGCACCAGUCCCAGUAGGAAUGGAGUCCAUCCAAAUUGACAUCAACGACACCAACGCUCUCACCUCGGCUUUCCAGGGGCAAGAUGCCGUCAUCUCAGCCGCACCAGAUCCGAUCUCAUUCUCGAGCCAGAAGCACUGGAUCGACGCCGCCAUCGCGGCCGGGGUGAAGCGCAUCUUUCCAUCCGAGUACAGCACGAACCUCGACUCGCCGCUGGCUGAGACACUUCCGGUUGUGACAGAGAAGGUUCGCACUCGGCGGUACCUCGUUGAGCAGAUAGCCAACACAGCUGGUAAAUCAAGCUGGACGAGCAUUAACAACGGUCCUUUCUUUGAGCUGGUCCUCGGCUUUGGAGGCUUGGGACCGGACUUCCGGACGAAGACGGCGAAGUGGCAUAAUGGCGGGGCGAACUUGGUCGGCGCCACCAGAUUGCCUGACAUUGCCGAGGCGAUCUGCAAGGUCCUCAAAGAUGAGAAUGGACUGUACCAGGAGGCUGAAAACAAGUCCGUGUACAUCCACUCCGCGGUAGUCACCGAGAAGCAGUUGACAGAGAUGGCCGAGAAAGUCACAGGUCAUAAGUUUGAUGUUGAAGAGCGGGACGUGGAGAAAGUUUAUCAGGAGGCGAAGGAGCGAUUGCAGAAAGGUGACAAGUCUGGGAUGAUGUUGUUCUAUUUGCAGAUGAUGUACGGGAAAGGGUAUGGCGGCAGUGAAAGCUUUCAGGAGAUGAGCUGGAAUGAGAAAGUUGGUCUGAAGAUAUUGACUGAACAAGAGAUUGAGAAUAUUGUCAGGGGAGUUGCUGAAAAGUCCGGGCUAUCUCAGUGA
Messenger RNA from Colletotrichum aenigma, 942 nucleotides. RefSeq lists its product as uncharacterized. The record is from RefSeq and is a predicted model, not a curated record. NCBI's taxonomy places the organism in Eukaryota, Fungi, Ascomycota, Sordariomycetes, Glomerellales, Glomerellaceae. The transcript is spliced from 2 exons. The coding region runs from base 1 to 942 and encodes 313 amino acids. Gene Ontology annotation, molecular function: oxidoreductase activity.